Molecule: messenger RNA, 2607 nt
Organism: Paracoccidioides brasiliensis Pb18
Exons: 6
Coding region: 1-2607 (868 amino acids)
Molecular function (GO): RNA binding; protein binding
Source: RefSeq, a predicted model, not a curated record
AUGGAUAGGAAGGAUCUUGCAAAAAGACCCGGCUUUAAUGGGACAGGAAAAGAGAUCAUCACUGCCGUGAAUCUAUACGCUGUCACACAGUUCCCGACGAAGAGUGUGUACCAAUACGAUGUACAAGUUGCUGGCACCGACAAACGUGCAGUGAUACAAAAGGUGUGGAACUCAAAGACUCGGAAGGCAGUGGUUGGGAACGAGUUUAUUUUUGAUGGUAAUAAACUGGCAUGGUCGCUUGUUCCGAUUAACAAAGAGGUCAAUGUCAUGGUCGACCUUGAUGCUGAGCAGGGGCGUUCUGAUUCAAAGAUCCCAAAUACCUUUCGCCUUGUAGUUCGUCAAACCAAAACGGUAAACCUGAAAGCACUUCAUGCGUAUCUUAGUGGGACCUGUACGGCUUCGCCGGAGGUGUUUGAAGCUAUCAACUUCCUAGAUCACGUCUUGCGCGAAACGCCAAGUUCCAGGUUUAUUCCUAUGAGGCGCUCUUUCUUUAGCCCAGACAAUCCAAAGGCUCCUGUUGGUGGUGGUGUUUAUGCCUACAAAGGCAUCUACCAAGCGAUACGCACUGUCCAUCCUGGAAAACUAGCUGUAAACAUCGAUGUUUCGAACUCUUGUUUUUGGGCACAAAUAUCUCUCACAAGUGCAGCGAUUGAAGUCCUUGGGCUUCGCGAUAUCCAACAUCUCGCUGCCGUGACCAAACCAGUUGAUGAUGGACUUGGUGGCCGCGCUUCGUCCCAGAAGUUUCAGCAGUUGAGCCGGUUCCAUAAAGUUGCGGUGAAGGCCUCUUACAAGGGUUGCCCCGUUCCAGACAAAGAAUGGAUCAUUAAAGGCUUUCUUCUUGCGAAUUCGAAAGAGUACACUAUCGAAACUCUUGAUGCCGCCACUGGGAAAAUGCGUUCUAAGACCAUUUUUGAUUAUUUUAAGACUCGCUACAAUGUUGCUUUGACUUACUGGGAACUGCCGUUAGUCAAAAUGACCAAGAAAGGGGUUGUCUACCCCAUGGAAUUUCUUGGGAUCCACAAACCUCAGAAAUUCCCAUUCAAGCUUGAUGAACUUCAGACCACCUCGAUGAUCAAAUUUGCGGUUACCCGUCCCGCUGAGCGGCGAAAGGCAGUUGAAGAAUCCAAGAGAAUCCUUGCACACGGUGGUGAUCGAGUCUUGCAGGCUUAUGGUUUGAGGAUAUCGGAUUCUAUGAUGGUGACAAAAGCCCGGUUGUUGCCGAAUCCAGAGAUCGUCUUUGGGGGAAAUCAACGUGUUAAUCCUGGAACUUCUGGUCGAUGGGAUCUCCGAGGGAAAAAGUUCUACAACAAGAACUCCAAGCCGCUAACUUCCUGGGGUGUGGGCGUUUUCCCUGGUCGUUAUGUCAAUCAACAAGAUGUUGAGCGGUUUGUCGAUACUUUUGUACGCGCCUAUCAAGGCCACGGUGGAACUAUUGCUACCACACGACCUUUCAUUGGUGUAGUUGACAAGGAUCCUGCAGAAGCAGUGUACAACUUGUUCCAUAACACUGGAAACAAAUUUAACCUUCGCCCAGAGCUCUUGAUUUUUGUUGUGAGCGAAAAAAAUGCUUUUCAUUAUUCUCGAAUAAAAAAAUCGUGCGACUGCAGAUUUGGAGUCCCCUCCCAGGUUUUGCAAGCUACUCAGGUGGUUAAAUGCAACGGACAAUACAUAUCCAAUGUAUUGAUGAAGGUAAAUGCCAAGUUGGGAGGAACAACCGCCAGGGUUUCUUCCAAGAUAACGAAAGGUCUUUUGCCAUUUACUAUGAUUAUUGGAGCUGAUGUUUCUCAUUCUGCUCCCGGGAGCCCCGCCCCAUCCAUGGCUGCAGUGUCAGUAUCCAUGGACCAAUUUGGGGGUCGAUAUGCGGGCGCUUGUCAAACAAAUGGGGAUCACGUUGAGAUGAUUAGCGAAGCUAACGUCGAGUCAAUGCUUACUCCCCUGUUUAAGGCAUGGUACACAUCAGUUGGUCAGGGGAGAGUUCCUCAGAAUAUCUACUACUUCCGCGAUGGUGUUUCGGAAGGCCAAUUUCAAUAUGUUUUAAACGAGGAGAUUCCUUCCAUCAGGAAAGCCUGGAAGAACCUGAAUCGGGGUGUAGAAUGGAAUGGUAAGAUGACAGUGGUUGUUGCAUCGAAACGUCACCACAUCCGGGCAUUUCCCAACCCGAAUGAUCGAAAUGCCUCGAAUAAAAAUGGAAAUCCAUUGCCCGGAACUCUUAUUGAUAAAGAUAUCACUGGACCCAAUGGAUGGGACUUUUUCUUGUGGUCUCAUAUUGCUCUGCAGGGGACAAGCCGCCCCGUGCAUUAUCACGUUCUUAUUGAUGAAAUGAAUCAUUCGCCUAAGGACCUACAAAAUAUGAUAUACGAGCAUUGCUAUCAAUAUAUGCGGUCUACGAUCUCGGUCUCCCUUUUCCCGGCGGUGUACUAUGCUCACUUGGUCUCGAACCGAGCGCGUUCUCAUGAGAAUGUGCCGACCAGCUCAGGCCCCCGCUCAGGGCCAGACGUUAAACAAGGCCAAAAACCCUCACCCUCCGAGCCGCCCAAGUCUGAAGGACGACCACUGCUUCCAAUGGCGGCAGGAGGUGAUCUGGCACUUAAGAUGUGGUAUAUUUGA